CAUUGGAAUUGAGGAAAGACGCAUCCAGGACAUCGACUCAUAACUCGCCACUCUCAUUCGCGUUUACUAGUUCACGCUAAUUUGUGCUCCUCGACGGAUCAGCUUGGCACACAAUUCAAGCGUAGACUUUCUUUAUGUACAUUCAGGCAUCUGAAUUUACUUAUUUAACGAAAACCUCCCGUUAGAGAGGAUUAGUGUUGAGUCGAAGUGGAUUUUCACGGCUAGCCUUCAGCUACGGAAAAAAACAACAAACCCCGAGCGCGAUUAUUUAUUAUUCUGACAGGCAAAACUCUGCGUAUGAACAACCGAACAACAUUUUUUACUUUCAUGGACGACGGAAAAAAUACUUAUAAUGCUUUAUAGCCAAAGCACCUUUCAUUUGAUCGAAAAUAACCUCUCUUUUUGAGGACAUUGUCAUUUCCUCGCUAAGCUAGCAACUCCAGACAAAGAAAAGCAGCUUUCAUUGCCUCGUCACAUCUUGUCAACUUUUUUCCCCUUUUUGAGGAAGAAAGCCCGCUUUGUGAGUCUAGUUGGGUGGAAAUAAAGCAGAAAUGGCCCAUCAGAGCAGUGCUCAGGUCGCCAGCUCACAGAAAGCUUUGAUGCUGGAGAUGAAGUCUCUACAGGAGGAACCAGUGGAGGGUUUCAAGAUCACUUUAGUGGAUGAAGCCGAUCUCUACAACUGGGAAGUGGCGAUUUUCGGACCCCCAAACACUCACUAUGAAGGGGGCUAUUUCAAGGCUCGCAUCAAGUUCCCAAUUGAUUACCCCUAUUCCCCGCCCACUUUCAGAUUCCUCACCAAGAUGUGGCACCCCAACAUCUAUGAGAACGGGGACGUGUGUAUCUCCAUUCUGCAUCCGCCAGUAGAUGAUCCACAGAGCGGAGAGCUUCCCUCCGAGAGGUGGAACCCCACACAGAACGUCAGAACUAUCCUGCUGAGUGUCAUCUCUCUGCUGAACGAACCCAACACGUUUUCUCCAGCCAACGUGGACGCCUCCGUCAUGUACCGCAAAUGGAGAGAGAGCAAAGGAAAAGACCGGGAAUACGCAGAAAUCAUCAGAAAACAGGUUCUGGCCACUAAAGCUGAGGCGGAACGGGACGGAGUAAAAGUUCCCACCACCCUGGCGGAGUACUGCGUUCGCACACGCGCCCCUGCACUGGACGAGGGGUCCGACCUGUUAUACGACGAUUACUAUGAUGAUGAGGACUUGGAGGAUGAGGAUGGCGAGGACUGUUGCUAUGACGAGGAUGACUCAGGAAACGAGGAAUCAUGACAACAUUAGCAUCUUCACUCUCGUCUUCAUCAGCAUCACCCCGAAAGAGGAAACGUUAAGGCAUGCGCCCUGCAUUUACACUCACUCAGAUGGCCAAUUCUGUUUCCUUAAAGGACUGAAAUUAGAUUUCUUUUUUCUUUUUAAAUCAGAAUUAUGUUGUUUUCUCUCGGUGUCAUAAUUGUGCUGGCCUUCCAGUCUGCUCUUUUAUUAUUUCUUUGCUUUGUGCUUUCAGAUAGCUCUAUGAAAGUUACUUCAAAAAGGACAAAAAAAACAAAAAAAAAACAAGGCUGACUGAAUUAAGGAGUGAUUCUUUGAAUGAGGCUUUGUGCUGAAUUACGCUGAUUAUGUGACUGAUUUUUGUUUUAGUGACCCACUCACUUUUUUGGCCUUUAAGCACAUCUGAGCAGCCCAGUAAUAAAACGUUCUGACUUUUGGGGCAUAGUUUGAGUUUCACCUUCAUUUGAGUAAUACUUACCUUAAAGGGAUAGUUCACCCAAAAAAUGCCAAUUCUGUCAUCAUUUACUCACCCUCCAGUCAUUCCAAACCUGUAUGACUCACUUUGUUCUUCAAGAAAUGGAAGUCAAUUGUCACCAAAACUGUUUGGUUACCAACAUUCUUCAAAAUAUAGGUUGAGUAAAUUACAGAGCUUUCAUUUUUGGGUGAAUUAUCUCUUUAAGAAGCCCUAAGCAAAAAAAUUAAAGGAGGAUAAGUUGAUAUUAAAAUCAUUUUGGAAAAAAAAGAAAAGAAAAAGAGAACUGCUGAGGCUUAAAUUCUACAAUGUGCUUAAAAUCUGCGUUAUUUAACUAAUAGUGUCACUUUAAUUAAUGAAAUGAUGUGUUUCUUUGUUCCAAGAUAUUGGAGCUUUUCAGAAAGUCAGUAUAGUCAGACUUAAUCGGGUAGGUUGGCGAGUGGAUGUUAUCUUUUCUGUUAAGCUGAGUUCAUUUUAAUAUAUAUUUUGUUUUAGCAGUGCUGAUAUUCCUGUGUUGUCCUAAGUCAAUCUUAUUUAAUCACUGAAGCAUUUGUUGUUUUAUUUGGGAUGCAGAGAGGCAUCUUUUGCACAGUUUCUUUUGCGUUAUAGCUCCAUGAAUUGAAAGCAUGUCCUGUGUUGUAAUAUCAUGAUUGAAACGUUCCUUUUCUGCUGCCUGGAGGCUGAUGAGUGCUGGCAUCCGUCUCUGAUUUGAAUUUGAUCUCAGACCGACUGACUCAGGAUCAACCAAUCUGGAAAAGAAAAAAAAACCACCGCCGACAAAUUUUGAUUUAGAUUUUUUUUCCACACCUGCAAGUCAUCCAUCUGUUCCAUUUUAUUUUGAGGACAAUUUACAACCGUAUCCCAUGAGGCUGAAAUGCACACAAGGAGCUGAUUUGUCAUUUUAUUGACCUGUAUGUAUUUUUACGGUUUGUUGGCCUAUUUAAAACUGAAUAAAGAUCUUUAUUAGAAUA
Molecule: messenger RNA, 2711 nt
Organism: Carassius gibelio (silver crucian carp)
Lineage: Eukaryota; Metazoa; Chordata; Actinopteri; Cypriniformes; Cyprinidae
Product: ubiquitin-conjugating enzyme E2 R2-like
Exons: 5
Coding region: 552-1271 (239 amino acids)
Biological process (GO): ubiquitin-dependent protein catabolic process; protein polyubiquitination
Molecular function (GO): ubiquitin conjugating enzyme activity
Source: RefSeq, a predicted model, not a curated record